CACCCAUCCCUACACAUUCUCAUCAACAAGUGAGUAUACACCCUCUCGAUCAACAUUCGAGCAUGGCAUAGCAUCAGCAAGCAAGCAAGCGCAUACGCUUUCGCACAACCGCAUCAUCGCAGCAGUCUCCUUCGAUGCGCCUGUCUCAGGCAAGCAGAGGGUAGUUCUAUUCGGUAGGAUGGCCUCUUCACAUGAGUAGCCUCCUGGCAUCACCGAACCCAAGCGUCUCUUCUUCCCAAAGAACUUGAACUGGGAAGGGCUGCGCCAUGUUGCUGGUCUGAAGGCUGCAUUUGGGAACGUCUUUGAGGACGAUGGAUGCUUUGCGUCUGCACAUGUGCGAAGGCCGGAUCGCUGGAAGCAAGUGGAUUAUGUCCCUAGCGACCAUUGCGUACUUGCUUCCACUGGUCUCUGGCUUCGGCCAUCGAGUCUCUUCGGGCGACAAGGGGAACCAGGGGAGCUACUCCUAUGAUCUGGUGUUGCGAUUGCUGCUGCUUGCUGCUCUUGCUUUGCCUGCUACGAUCUUUGAGAAAGCUGCGAUCCUGACAGUAUCGAACCUUGUCCCUUUCCCGCCUCUCUCUUUUCCCCAUCCUGUAGUGGCACCCAAGGCAACCAAGAAGGCUACGUCCGACAACAUCAACUCCAAGCUCGCGCUUGUGAUGAAGAGUGGAAAGGUCACUCUUGGCCUCAAGUCUGCUCUCAAGAACAUGCGCACUGGCAAGGCCAAGCUGGUCCUCAUCUCUGCCAACACCCCACCUCUGCGCAAGUCUGAGCUCGAGUACCACGCCAUGCUGUCCAAGACCUCGGUGCACCACUUCCAGGGCUCCAACGUUGCCCUCGGUACCGCUGCCGGUAAGCUCUUCCGUGUCGGUGUCCUGACCGUCAUCGACGCCGGAGACUCGGAUCUCCUCACCUCGGUCGCUGCCUAAGCGGUUCGUCGUGCGUUGUCCAUAUCCCCAGCAUUUCUCAGAGGUCGUCUGUGGUGGAAUCAUCAUUCACUGCCUUGGGCCUCGCCUCACCACACCCAAAAGGACCUUCGAGUGUCCCGGAUAGGGCUCUUUGAUGAUCUUGUUCUCGUCACCCUUGUACCAUCUAGCAGCUUCCUACAUUCCAUCUGGCAGGCUUUUGAGCCAGGAAAAGAAGAUGAUUGUCAUGCUUCGAAUCCAAAUCAAUUGCGUACACGAGAAGCU
Microstroma glucosiphilum is the source of this 1187-nucleotide messenger RNA. RefSeq names its product L30e-like protein. NCBI's taxonomy places the organism in Eukaryota, Fungi, Basidiomycota, Exobasidiomycetes, Microstromatales, Microstromataceae. Gene Ontology annotation, molecular function: structural constituent of ribosome; RNA binding. The transcript has 2 exons. Gene Ontology annotation, cellular component: cytosolic large ribosomal subunit. Bases 312 to 926 code for a protein of 204 amino acids. The record is from RefSeq and is a predicted model, not a curated record.